AUGAACACUCCCAACUUCGCGCAACCGUUCUUUUUGGAACUAGAUGCCUGCGACUAUGGAUUAGGUGCAGUGCUACUUCAGGAAUACGCUGAGAAGAAAUUUGUCAUCGCUUACGCUAGUCGGACUUUGUCAGCUGCGGAACGCAAAUAUGGUGCCACAGAAAAAGAAGCCUUGGCAAUUGUUUGGGCGACCAAACAUUUCCGGCAGUACAUUGAGGGAGUUCCAUUAACAAUACGUUCCGACUGCAAAGCACUUCAGUGGCUAAAAGAAGCCAAGGACCCGUAUGGACGUUUAGCCCGAUGGACAAUGCAACUAGCUGCUUUUUCUACGAAAAUUGUUUCGCCUAUACUUUUUUCCUAG
Molecule: messenger RNA, 360 nt
Organism: Didymodactylos carnosus
Lineage: Eukaryota; Metazoa; Rotifera; Eurotatoria; Philodinida; Philodinidae
Source: the annotation of a GenBank genome assembly